Molecule: messenger RNA, 1533 nt
Organism: Medicago truncatula (barrel medic)
Lineage: Eukaryota; Viridiplantae; Streptophyta; Magnoliopsida; Fabales; Fabaceae
Source: RefSeq, a predicted model, not a curated record
CUCAUUGUGCUCAAUGCUUAUCAACAAAAUAUUCAAAAACUACAUCCUAACCAUCACAACAUUCAACGUCCUUGUUGUAUAUCAUGAACAACAAAACCGUACUCGUUACCGGUGGUGCCGGUUACAUUGGUAGCCACACCGUUCUUCAACUCUUACUCGGUGGUUUCAAGUCCAUCGUCGUUGAUAAUCUUGAUAAUUCCUCAGAAGUUGCCAUUCACAGAGUUAAGGAACUCGCCGGUGAAUUUGGGAAUAACCUCAGCUUUCACAAGGUAGAUCUCCGGGACAGGGCCGCUCUAGAGCAAAUUUUUGGUUCCACAACAUUUGAUGCAGUCAUACAUUUUGCUGGACUGAAAGCAGUAGGUGAAAGUGCGCAGAAACCGUUACUCUACUACAACAACAACUUGAUUGGGACAAUCACUCUAUUGGAAGUCAUGGCUGCUCAUGGAUGCAAGAAGCUUGUGUUCUCAUCUUCGGCCACUGUAUAUGGUUGGCCAAAGGAGGUUCCAUGUACAGAAGAGUUUCCUCUGUCAGCAGCAAACCCAUACGGACGUACCAAGCUUACAAUUGAAGAAAUUUGUCGUGAUGUUCAUCGUGCUGAGCCAGACUGGAAAAUAAUAUUAUCGAGAUAUUUUAACCCAGUGGGUGCACACCCUAGUGGUUAUAUUGGAGAGGAUCCUCGUGGAGUUCCAAACAAUCUCAUGCCAUUCAUUCAGCAAGUAGCGGUUGGCAGACGGCCUGCACUGACAAUUUUUGGAAAUGAUUAUAAUACAGUUGAUGGUACUGGGGUUCGGGAUUUCAUUCAUGUUGUUGAUUUAGCAGAUGGGCACAUUGCUGCAUUGCUUAAACUAGAGGAAGCUGAUAUAGGUUGUGAGGUUUAUAACUUGGGAACAGGAAAGGGAACAUCAGUUUCGGAGAUUGUUAGAGCUUUUGAACAUGCAUCUGGGAAGAAAAUUCCACUUGUGAAGGCUGGUCGUAGACCUGGUGAUGCUGAAAUUGUUUAUGCAUCCACAGAAAAAGCUGAAAGAGAACUUAAGUGGAAGGCAAAAUAUGGAAUAGAUGACAUGUGCCGUGAUCAAUGGAAUUGGGCUAGCAAAAACCCUUACGGCUAUGGACCUCCGGAUUCCACAGAUUAACCUUUGUAGUUACAAAAUAUACCAUAGAAGCUAUUAUCUUGGCUUCUUUUCUGAACUCUUGCCACAACAAUCACCAUAGGUCCUGUGAUGUUAGUUUUCACUAAAGCUAUUUUUCUUUUAGCGAUUUUAAGGUGACAAGUACUUCUACUAUUGUGAUUUCUAGUUACAGUAAAUAAGUAGUGAUUUACAUUUACCAGACUAUAAUUUAUAGGUUAUAUCUAGACUCCAUCUUACAGGUUAUAGUUAUAUAAGGAUAAGGGUUCUUUUGUGUUCGACAUGAACAUGACGGCUUCCUGUUUUGUAAAUCUAAACUACAGAUUUUAUUUGUAUACGAUAUGAUGACUAAAGGUACUCUCACCGCAUUAUGCCAGACUAAACUUUUCAUAUUUAGCACUACCAA